Molecule: messenger RNA, 1701 nt
Organism: Nicotiana tabacum (common tobacco)
Lineage: Eukaryota; Viridiplantae; Streptophyta; Magnoliopsida; Solanales; Solanaceae
Product: protein DETOXIFICATION 14-like
Biological process (GO): xenobiotic detoxification by transmembrane export across the plasma membrane
Cellular component (GO): membrane
Molecular function (GO): antiporter activity; xenobiotic transmembrane transporter activity
Source: RefSeq, a predicted model, not a curated record
AAUAAUAAUAAUAAUAAUAAUAAUAAUAAGGUAGUGUUUGGGAAGGAGGUGAAGGAGGUGAGUCGGAUAGCAAUGCCGAUGAUAGUGGUGACGGUGUCACAGUACCUUUUGCGCGUUUCACCAAUGAUAAUGUUGGGUCAUCUUGGUGAACUUCAACUUUCUAGUGCUUCUAUUGCUACUUCACUUUCCAAUGUUACCGGCUUCAGUCUUCUUUUUGGCAUGGCUAGUGCACUGGAGACUCUAUGUGGGCAGGCAUAUGGCGCAGGACAAUAUCGAAAACUUGGAACUUUUACUUAUGGUGCAAUUAUUUGUCUAUUCCUUGUAUGCAUACCAGUUUCUGUUCUGUGGAUCUUCACGGAUAGGCUUCUUAUAUUGAUGGGCCAAGAUCCUGAAAUCGCAACUGAAGCUGGAAAAUACACGAUUUGGCUCAUUCCUACGCUAUUUCCAUAUGCUAUUCUUCAGUCACUUGUCCGGUACCUGCAGGCACAGAGUUUAAUCCUACCAAUGCUUUUGAGUGCUGUUGUAUCUUUAUGCUUCCAAGUGCCGAUAUGUUGGGUUUUUAUAUUCAAAUUGGAUUUGGGGAACGCUGGAGCAGCAAUGUCAAUUGGUUUAUCCUAUUGGCUGAAUGUGAUCUUGCUUAUGCUUUAUGUGAAGUACUCAUCAGCUUGUGCAGAAACUCGGGCUUCAUUCUCUAGAGAUGUUUUUCUGACUAUAGGGGACUUCUUCCGCUUUGCUAUCCCAUCUGCUGUAAUGGUUUGCUUGGAAUGGUGGUCGUUUGAACUAAUCAUUCUCCUCUCUGGUCUGUUGCCAAAUCCAGCGCUAGAGACUUCCGUUCUAUCCAUAUGCUUUACAACCACUUCAGUGCACUACCAUAUACCUUAUUCUUUCGGUGCCGCUGCAAGCACUCGUGUUUCAAAUGAGCUUGGAGCGGGGAGGCCACAGGCCGCGAAAGUUGCUCUUGGCGCUGUGCUAAUUCUUUCUGUCACAGAGGUUGUUCUUGCAAGUAUUUCUAUAUUCGUGGUCCGCCAUGUAUGGGGCUAUGUAUUUACCUAUGAGAAAGAAGUAAUCACUUAUGUAGCAGAAAUUACUCCUGUUCUUUGCAUCUCAAUCAUCAUGGAUGGCACCCAAGCCGUAUUAUCAGGAGUUGCCAGAGGAAGUGGGUGGCAGCAUAUUGGAGCCUAUGUGAAUCUUGGAGCAUAUUAUUUGGUUGGAAUUCCAACGGCUCUAUUGCUGGGAUUUGUUUUGCAUCUAAAAGGCAAAGGCCUUUGGAUUGGAUUGGUGGCUGGAGCAACUGUGCAAUCUAUUUCGCUUUCCCUUAUCACAGGCCUCACCAAUUGGGAAAAACAGGCCAUUGAAGCAAGACAUAGAAUCUUUAGUGGAAGGCCUGCUGUUGAAAAUCAGUUCAUGGAAUGAAAGAGGAUGUGCAGAUGCUAAAUUGUGAAAUAAACCUUCAACUUGCUAUGAUUUAGCGAGAAAUAGAAUCACCACUCAUCAUAGUACCAAUUGGACAAUUUUGAAAGUGAUCAGCCUCUUAGAUGUAAAUGAACAACUUUGGCGGAUCAGCUUCCUUAAACAUGUGUCUCCUGCACUUGUCAGGUUAAGUUGAAUUUGUUUUGCUUUGCUAAAUCGUUUAGCUGCGGCUUCUUGUAACUUGUAACGCAAAUUUCUUGUUCGAAAAUAUAGCACCAAUGAUUAGUUUUU